This is a messenger RNA of Sparassis crispa, 444 nucleotides long. RefSeq lists its product as hypothetical. NCBI's taxonomy places the organism in Eukaryota, Fungi, Basidiomycota, Agaricomycetes, Polyporales, Sparassidaceae. The transcript has 2 exons. The record is from RefSeq and is a predicted model, not a curated record. The coding region runs from base 1 to 444 and encodes 147 amino acids.
AUGUCGCUCUUCUUCCUAACUCGCACCGUCUCAUUGAACAAGCGCAUUAGCGUUCCUGUUGAUGACGUGCUGCGCACAUUACACGACUCACAAGCCAUAAUCGAGCUCAAUCCGCUGGUGGUCGAUGUUGCGCCGGAUGCGGCGGACCCAAAUCUAUACCAUGUCACCGACAUACUGUCUGUGCUUGGGCUCCGCAUCCCGACCAAAUACACUACAAAGUUUCAAUUGGUGGAGGAUGGAUUCGACAGUCGUACGGAAGCUGGACUCAAAACUUCAUUGAAUGACUGUUGGCGAGCCAGAGCAGUAGAGGGUGGUACAGAAGUGACGGAGGUCGUUACGAUAAAGGCGUUUUUCCUGGUGAUGCCAUUCGUUGCGGGGAAUUUGGAACAAUCCCAUCAGGACCUGCUGAACCAGUUGGCAGCGAAGCUGGAGUCAUCAGACUGA